CGGACCCAUUCGGAUUCUUCUCAGUUGCAAGCAGCAGACCGGGGCUGUGAAAACCAGGCCGGAGAGAAGCCGCUGCCCCAAAGACGCUGGGCCGUCUAGGCCGGUGCAGGCCUAAGCCGAUCCCCCUGCUGGAGCGCGGCGCCCUCACCUGGGCACUCUCCCGGCUCGCUCACCGGAGGCCAGACCCGCCCGGCGAGCCGCGGGGCCCUCUGGGAAGUGCUACCCAGCUUCUAACGGACCCAGAGUUCUUCCUCUGCUGAAAAUCCUUUUAGAAACUGAAAAUUGAUUGAAUGUUGGACACCUAUCAGUCACAGUUUUUGGUGCUUGGGAGAGAGCUGUGAAGAGAAGAACCAGCCCCUCAGCUACCAUGACACCCACACCACCGCAGACCAGAUAAUAAACAAACUCAGCCUGCUGAGGCCGCCCCUCCCAAAAAGAAGAGGAAAUGACGGAGUCCAAGGGAACAGUGACAUUCAAAGAUGUGGCUAUAGAUUUCACCGCAGAAGAAUGGGAGCGAUUGGACCCUACUCAGAGGAGCCUGUACCGGAGCGUGAUGCUAGAGAAUUACAGCAACCUAGUCACAGUGGGCUCUCCACUCACCAAACCUGAGGUGAUUUUCAAGUUGGAACAAGAGGAAGAACCAUGUGUGGUGGAGAAAGAAGUAUUAAAGAGAUACUGUCCAGGAGAAAUUUGGGAAGUUGAUGAGCACGAGAAAACCCAGAACAAACUCUUGAGACAAGUUUUCAAGGAAACAGUGACUGAUGAAGCCAGUGAAUGUCCUAAGAAAUUUGCAAAUACAUUUCCUCCAAAUGCAGAUUCCCUUCCUUCCAGACACAAUCUCUGUGAACAAGACUGCUUUGGAAAGUGUUUAGAACACAAUCUUGAUGAUCAUAAUAAUGCAAAAUGCCCAAUAACAGAGGAACAUUUUGAGUAUGAUGAUGCUAUGAAAUCAUUUAAUAAUAGCUCACCCUAUUUUGUAGUGACCCCCUUUAAGUGUAACCAUUGUGGAAAAGGUUUUAGUCAAACCUUGGACCUUAUUAGACACUUGAGAAUUCAUACUGGUGGGAAACUCUAUGAAUGCCACCAGUGUGGAAAAGGAUUUAGCCUCAAGGAAAAACUUAUUAAUCAUCAUAAACUUCAUAGUAGAGAACAGUGUUAUGAGUGUAAUGAAUGUGGGAAAACUUUCAUUAAAAUGUCAAAUCUCAUUAGACAUCAAAGAAUUCAUACUGGAGAGAAACCGUAUACAUGCAAGGAAUGUGGGAAAUCCUUCAGCCAGAAAUCUAAUCUCAUUGAUCAUGAAAAAAUUCAUACUGGUGAUAAACCCUAUGAAUGCAAUGAAUGUGAGAAAUCCUUCAGCCAGAAACAAAGCCUCAUUGCACAUCAAAAAGUUCACACCGGGGAGAAACCGUAUGCAUGCAAUGAAUGUGGAAAAGCCUUCCCUCGAAUUGCUUCCCUUGCUCUUCAUAUGAGAAGUCACACAGGAGAAAAACCUUACAAAUGUGAUAAAUGUGGAAAAGCCUUUUCUCAGUUCUCCAUGCUUAUUAUACACGUGAGAAUCCAUACAGGUGAGAAGCCCUACGAAUGCAGUGAGUGUGGAAAAGCCUUCUCCCAAAGCUCAGCACUCACUGUGCAUAUUAGAAGUCACACGGGUGAAAAACCCUAUGAGUGUAAGGAAUGUAGAAAAUCCUUCAGCCAUAAGAAAAACUUCAGUACACACCAGAAAAUCCACACUCGAGAGAAACCUUAUGGAUGUAGUGAAUGUGGGAAAGCUUUCAUUCAGAUGUCAAAUCUUGUUAGGCACCAGAGAAUUCAUACCGGAGAAAAACCCUAUAUAUGUAAGGAAUGUGGCAAAGCUUUUAGCCAGAAAUCAAAUCUCAUUGCUCAUGAAAAAAUUCAUUCUGGCGAGAAACCCUAUGAAUGUAAUGAGUGUGGGAAAGCCUUCAGCCAGAAACAAAACUUUAUUACACAUCAGAAAGUUCACACUGGAGAGAAACCUUAUGAUUGUAAUAAAUGUGGCAAAGCCUUUUCUCAGAUUGCAUCCCUUACUCUUCAUUUGAGAAGUCACACAGGAGAAAAGCCUUAUGAAUGUGAUAAGUGUGGGAAAGCCUUCUCUCAGUGCUCAUUACUUAAUUUACAUAUGAGGAGUCACACGGGUGAGAAGCCUUAUGUAUGUAAUGAAUGUGGGAAGGCCUUCUCUCAAAGAACUUCCCUUAUUGUGCAUAUGAGAGGCCAUACUGGUGAGAAACCCUAUGAAUGUAACAAGUGUGGAAAAGCCUUCUCCCAGAGCUCAUCCCUUACCAUCCACAUACGAGGUCACACGGGCGAGAAGCCCUUCGACUGCAGCAAAUGUGGAAAAGCCUUCUCUCAGAUCUCGUCUCUGACUCUACAUAUGAGGAAGCACACGGGAAAAAGCCCUAUAACUGUAUUGAGUGUGGCAAAGCUUUCAGCCAAAAGUCACACCUUGUUAGACACCAGAGAAUCCACACUCACUAGAAACUCCCUGAACACUGAGUGUAGGAACUGCCUUCCAGUGAAACGAACACCUAUAGUACACUACAUGGUCCAUUCUAGAGCAGAGAGCUAUGAGUAUAGGAAACCUUGUGAAGAACCCACAUAUUUAUUAGAGAAUUCUCAGUGAGACCACCCAUUGUAUGAGGAAACUGACUGAGGAACUGUGAGUAAACUAAUUGAUAUCUAAUUGGUGUCCUCAUUCAAAUCUGAAAGUGUCUGCUGAGUAUCAACGUACUUGAGCUCCUUGUAUGAAGCAAGAUAAGAAGAUAAACAAGAUAAGAAACAACCUUUGGUAGGCAAUAUGAGACUAUGAAAAAGCAGGUUUUGUACAAGACUGUGUCAAUAAGAAAAUCUGAUAAUUGGGUGACGUGUCUACAAAGUUGCGAAAUUUGCUGAUGGUUGCAAAAGAAUGCCUGAAAACUCAAGUUAGAAAACUAUAAAAAUACAAGCACUCUUCCAAUUUCCUACCUCUGUUAUACUCCUACCCAAAAUUUACACAUUGGUUGUAAAGAAAUUCAUGAACUGGUUUCAGAGUAAUACAGCAAGGCAAAGGACAAAAUAUAAGGCCCAAACUAUUUUUUUUUUUUGACAAAACAACUAAGGAAGAAGCUCACUAUUAGAUAUCAUUACAUUAUUUAAAGUUUCUCUCAUUUAAAUUCUUUCGAGUAAAUAACCAAGUUAUCGGAAACAAAUUGAGCAUUAGCAUAGAAAUUCAAGACUUGGCCAUUUUGUGUGUGGUAGUGCUACUGAAAUCAUUAGAACGAGUCUAGCCUAUCCAAUAUGUGUAAAAUUCAUAUGACCCAACAUGUUACUCCUCAACCAUACAUAUAUGACUCAGCUCAUAGGGUGCUUGCUGCCAAGCCUGAUCCCUGACUCUGACCUCUAAUGGCAUGCCAUGCAUGCAUGUACACACACACACACACACACACACACACAAUCCAAAUAGAUAAAAUCCUAAAACUAUGAUGGAAAUAAAGCUGACUAUGUCACUUUAGAGUAAGAGUAUCAAAAAUAACCCCACAAACAUGUACUAGUCUAUUUUAGUGUGUAACCCAUGUAUGUAUACAACGAGAAAUAUAUCAGUGUGUUCCCAGAAUCAUGGUUUGUUUUGCUGUAAAUUGUAACAUUUUCAUCAACAAAUAAAUCAGUAUGUUUAUUUCUAUGAUAGGAUACUAUACUGUAAAAUAUACAAAAUUGUCCACAAUAUUUUGAGAGGAAAGAGUAAAAUACACAAUGAAUAAUGGUAUAAUAUUUGUAACUUAAUAAACCAGUUCAAAGAACAGUAAGGAUAUUACUCAUGAUCCAUUUAUGGUGUUAGUUGCCUUUGAGGAUGUAGAAGGGUUUGUGGGAGUUGUUACAUUGAUCUGUAAUACUUCUUUAAUAAAAGGAUGAGAGCAAAUAUUA
This is a messenger RNA of Arvicola amphibius (Eurasian water vole), 3915 nucleotides long. RefSeq names its product zinc finger protein 569 (gene Znf569). NCBI's taxonomy places the organism in Eukaryota, Metazoa, Chordata, Mammalia, Rodentia, Cricetidae. Gene Ontology annotation, molecular function: DNA-binding transcription repressor activity, RNA polymerase II-specific. Gene Ontology annotation, biological process: negative regulation of transcription by RNA polymerase II. The record is from RefSeq and is a predicted model, not a curated record.